CUAGAAUUAAUAAUUUUUUUGUUCAGUAAUUUAAAGCGUGAUGCUUUUUAAACUUCCCAUAUCCUGAUUUAAAUUUGACAUGCUAAUCAGUUAUCUAUGGGUGACAAACGUCAGAGAGCGCGGGUGCAGGGCUCCUGGGCCAAACCUCUGCCCAAACCAGCCUGUCCUACAGAUGUAAAGCCACAACCUGGUUCAUGGAAAACUGGACCAGUAAAGUAUGAGUUUAAUCAGCCGGCUGAUCCUAUCAGAGUGAUUCCUGAGGUAAAAGAAAUUCAAGAGGCCGGAAGCUACGAGAUCAGCCAGGGCCCCACGGGAGUGUCCAGACUGAGACUCCUUCCUGGGUUUUUACCACUGGAGCAGGCAGACUGGAUGUUUUCAAAACUGCUGGCUGAGCUCCCGUGGUCACAGAAGACCAAUUAUGGUACAAUGGGUGAAGCAUACGAGGAACCCAGACUGACCUGCUGGUAUGGAGAACUCCCGUACACAUAUUCUCGGUCCACAAUGCAAGUCAACCCUCAGUGGCAUCCUAUCCUGAUAAACCUGCGUCAGGCCAUUGAGCGAGAGAUUUCUCACACAUUUAACUCUUUACUGUGUAACCUGUACCGAAAUGGAAAGGACAGCAUUGCCUGGCACAGUGAUGACGAGCCCUCUUUAGGUCCUCACCCCAUCAUAGCCUCUCUCAGUCUCGGUGACACCAGGAUUUUCAGUCUUCGCAAGAAGCCUGCUCCAGAUGGAGACUACACAUAUGUGGAGAAACUAAAGAUACCAUUAAGUCAUGGGACACUCCUGAUUAUGGAGGGAUGCACUCAAGACGACUGGCAGCAUCAGGUAGCGAAGGAGUACCAUGACCGGGGGCCACGGAUUAACCUGACCUUUCGUACAAUCUACCCAGAACCAUCACACCACUUCAAAAGAUGAUGGACACUAACAGAAGAGAAAUGAGAACAGAAAGACUGAUGGGUAGUGAUUGCCAUUUACCAGUAGUUGAUUCAUUUUAGGUUUUUAGUAUAUUGAAAAAGUGAUGGAUUGUGUGCCAUCUUGCUUAAUCCUCUUCUAAAGUAACUCAGUUUUGUUUUUUGUUUGGGUUCCUUUUUCGUAAAAGUUGAUAACUUUAAUACCCAAUACAAAUGUAGUAUAUUCAGUUUUACUACUAAAGUUAUUAGCACCGAAACAAAACCCAAAAAAAAUAUGCCAUCAUAGUUGGGUGCAAUGUUUAAUUAUAUUGGGUCUGAAUGUGUAUUCACUAAACAAAGAAGAGUAUAUUGUUUAGAUUCUUAAUAUUUAAUAGUUCCACUGUGUGUUAUAGCUUUUUGUGACUUUAUUAAAUAGCUAAUUUAAGUUGAUGGCUAAUAAACAUCUUAAAGAUAAA
Molecule: messenger RNA, 1369 nt
Organism: Trichomycterus rosablanca
Lineage: Eukaryota; Metazoa; Chordata; Actinopteri; Siluriformes; Trichomycteridae
Gene: alkbh3
Product: alkB homolog 3, alpha-ketoglutarate dependent dioxygenase
Exons: 10
Coding region: 97-918 (273 amino acids)
Biological process (GO): DNA alkylation repair; DNA repair
Cellular component (GO): nucleus
Molecular function (GO): dioxygenase activity
Source: RefSeq, a predicted model, not a curated record